UUUCCGUCUUCUUCUCUCACACCCAAAAAAUUUCCUCAGUAAGCUACGUCCUUCGCAGAUCCACCUCUACCACCCUCCUCAUUGGAGUUUCUAUUUUCCAAUCUCAAUUCCCAUUUUGCCCCUCGCCUCCUUCUCUUUCAGCUGAGCCCGAAGCAACCGCCGAGCCACCUCCGGAGGCAGAGCCCGAGAACCCAACUCCCAAGCCCAAGAAGGCCGCUAAGGAGCCCAAGCCCAAAAAACCCGCGGCUCCUAGAUCUCGAAACCCCUCUCACCCUCCCUACGAAGAGAUGGUUAAGGACGCGAUUGUGACGUUGAAGGAGAAAAACGGUUCCAGUCAAUACGCGAUUCAGAAGUUCGUAGAAGAGAAACAGAAGCAGCUACCUUCCAACUUCAGGAAGCUCUUGUUGUAUCAUUUGAAGAAGCUCGUUGCUUCUGGAAAGCUCGUUAAGGUCAAAAGCUCCUUCAAGCUUCCUCCGGUCAGGUCUUCAGCUCCCAAACCCGCUUCUGCUGCCCCCGCCAAGAAGAAGGCUGCAGCUGCUAAGCCCAAACCAAAGCCCAAGCCCAAAGCUAAGCCUGCCUCUAAGGCCAAGGACACCAAAACUACUAAGUCAGCAGCAGCCAAAGCACCUGCCAAGGCCAAGGCCGCUGCAAAGCCCAAGCCCAAGCCCAAGCCAGCUGCUAAACCCAAGGCGGUUGCUGCUAAGACCAAGGCAGCUCCGGCCAAGUCUAAGGCCAAGGCUAAGACGGCGCCAGCUGCAAAGCCGAAGGCAGCUGCGAAGCCUAAACCGGCUGCUAAGCCCAAGCCCAAGCCCAAAGAGAGGCCCUCCAAGGCUUCUAGAACGUCGACGAGAACUUCACCGGGGAAGAAAGCCCCUGCAGCUAAACCUGCGGCGAAGAAGGCAGCUCCCGCGAAGAAGGCCCCUGCAAAGGGUGCAAAGGCGAAGACCGUGAAAUCUCCUGCGAAGAAGGCGACGACGGCGAGAAGGGGGAGAAAGUGAAGACGGUAGACGGCACCGGAGCCUAGUGUUGUAGGUUUAGUCAUGUAAAGUUCUUUGUCCCAUGCGGUGUAGUUCGAUUUAAAGUUAUCGCUGAAAAAAAAAAUUAUGAAAUCUGAUUUUAUCAAACUUUUUUAUUCUAGAUAUCUGAAAUUUCUUUUUGGGAUUCGAAUUUGAGACAUUACCUAGAUUGUAUGUUGAGUCUGAUUGAGUUAUGAGUUAAUCAUUAUUGAUGAAGCUUAGAGUUGGAGG
Molecule: messenger RNA, 1247 nt
Organism: Arachis ipaensis
Lineage: Eukaryota; Viridiplantae; Streptophyta; Magnoliopsida; Fabales; Fabaceae
Biological process (GO): negative regulation of DNA recombination; nucleosome assembly; chromosome condensation
Cellular component (GO): nucleosome; nucleus
Molecular function (GO): nucleosomal DNA binding; structural constituent of chromatin; double-stranded DNA binding
Source: RefSeq, a predicted model, not a curated record